Molecule: messenger RNA, 1074 nt
Organism: Frankliniella occidentalis (western flower thrips)
Lineage: Eukaryota; Metazoa; Arthropoda; Insecta; Thysanoptera; Thripidae
Product: protein takeout-like
Exons: 5
Coding region: 104-898 (264 amino acids)
Source: RefSeq, a predicted model, not a curated record
AGUCGUACUCUGGUGGAGUGGCCGGGCCCAGUCAGGUUCCAGGCCACGCACCAGCUCGAGAGUUCUGAACGCGCCGCAUAGCUUUCAGUCUGUUCCCGUCACCAUGGCAUCGCGCACACACUGCGGCGUCCUGGGGACGGCCGGGACCGCCAUCGUGCCGCUCCUCUCGGCCGCCAUCCUGGUCGGGGUCGUCUCGGCGGCCAAACUGCCCGCCGACAUCAAGCGCUGCGCCCGAACCGACCCCAAGUUUUUCUCGUGCCUGCGCGACGCGGUACAGGACACGCUGCCCAAGCUCAAGAACGGCCUGCCCAAGCUCGGCCUGCCGCCGCUGGACCCGCUGCUCGUCAGUGAGCUGAGGAUCAGCCAGGGUGAUGGCCCCGUGGGUCUCAAUCUCGUAUUCAAGGACCUCGUCACCACGGGGCUCCUCGACAACGACAAGGUGUACAACACCGAGAUCGACCUCGAAAACCUGACGAUCAACGCCACGUUCCUGUUUCCCCGUGCCAUCGCAACCAGCAACUACACCGUCAACGGACGCGUGCUUCUCCUCCCGGUGACCGGCGCUGGCGGCAGCAAGGUCGUCCUGAAGGACUGCACCUGCAAAUGGCACAUACAAGGAAAGAGGAUAAAGAAGAAGGAUGGAAAAGAAUACAUGGACAUACAAACCACGGAGAUAAAAAUGACACCAAAGAAAAUGGAGCUACAGCUUGACAACCUCUUCGGCGGUGACCCUCGGCUAGGAACGACAAUGAAUCGUGUUUUGAAUGAUAAUUGGGAGCUGGUGUACAAUGAAAUUGGCUCUUCAUUUGAAAUAGCUUAUGCUGAGGUAGUUAGACAACAUGCUAGGUCCUUAUUUCUGCAUGUCCCUCUUGAUGAACUAUUUCCUGAAAAGUUGUAGAUAGACAACUUGUACUCCUGAGAGCAAUAGAACAUUAGCAGAACAAGAUCUAGAAUUAAUUAUUGUUAAGAAUUAAAACUUUGUUAGGAGUAAUAUAUACCUUAAAUAAUGAAGUACAAAUAUGAUGGGUUACAGAAGCUGCUAGUCAUAAAAAAUGAAGAAGAUUGUUGCUGUUA